AUGGUCUCACCAGAAGCUCUUUUAAAACUCGACGCUUCCCAGCUUCCUCUCCUGGGAUCUCUUCUUUCUGUCUGCAUCGCUCUCUACUUUCUCAAAUCUCGCAUGUCUUCUUCUGACUCCUCCGACAACAUGCCUUCUGCUAAGGCUAAGCGCACUGUUCUCAUCACCGGCUGCUCUGAUGGUGGUAUGGGUGCUGCCCUGGCUCUUGCCUUCCACAAGGCUGGCUUCAACGUUAUCGCUACCGCGCGUAAUCCCGACAAGAUGACCAAAUUGAAAUCCGCCGGUGUCGAGACCAUGGCCCUCGACGUUCUGUCUGAUGCCUCCAUUGCUGAGGCCGUCUCCAGGAUUUCCUACUUGGAUAUCCUUGUCAACAACGCCGGUACCUCCUACAGCAUGUCCAUCACCGACAUGUCUCUCGAAGAGGGCAAGAAGGCGUUCGAGAUCAAUGUCUGGGCUCAGCUCAACGUUACCAAGGCAUUCUUGCCUUUUCUCCUCGAAUCCAAGGGCAUUAUCGUCAACCAGACCUCGGUCGUCUCCACCAUGGCCGUUCCCUUUCAAUCUGCCUACAACGCCUCCAAGGCCGCCAUGGCUAUUUUCUCCGACUCCCUGCGCCUCGAACUCGAGCCCUUCGGUGUUACCGUUGUGGAGCUCAAGACUGGCGCCGUCAAGACCAACAUGAUCAAGAACCAGAAGGAAAACACCCAAAUCUCCUUGCCCGCCGAUUCCAUCUACGCUCCUGCGAAGGAAGCUGUGGAGAGCGCAAUGCGCAACGACAAGAUGAGCGACUUGGGUACGCCUCCUGACCGCUGGGCUGCUGAAGUUGUCGGCGACUUGACCAAAAAGAAGAUCCCCGCUAUGAUCUGGCGCGGAUACAACGCCAAAGCCGGUCGUCUUGGAACAAUCUUCCCUCAUGGAAUGAUGGAUUCCACCCUCAAGAAGAUGACUGGGCUGGAUGUUGUUGAGCAGAAGGUUAAGAAAUAG
Talaromyces marneffei is the source of this 981-nucleotide messenger RNA. RefSeq lists its product as uncharacterized. Gene Ontology annotation, cellular component: lipid droplet; endoplasmic reticulum. The record is from RefSeq and is a predicted model, not a curated record. Gene Ontology annotation, biological process: triglyceride catabolic process; phosphatidic acid biosynthetic process. Gene Ontology annotation, molecular function: acylglycerone-phosphate reductase (NADP+) activity; triacylglycerol lipase activity. The transcript has a single exon. The coding region runs from base 1 to 981 and encodes 326 amino acids. Lineage: Eukaryota; Fungi; Ascomycota; Eurotiomycetes; Eurotiales; Trichocomaceae.